UAUCUCUCUCCUUAUUUGUUACAUUGCUACUUCUUAUUUUCAGUUUGGCUCUCGAGUCAUUCAUGGCUCUCACUGGUAAAAUUACUACUGAAUUUGGUAUCAAGACACCUGCUGCAAAGUUCUUCAACCUCUUCUCGAAGCAACUUCACCAUGUUCAGAACAUCACUGAUAGAAUACAUGGAGGCAAGGUGAUUCAGGGUGACGAUUGGCAUGGCCCUGAUUCUGUUAAGCAUUGGAGUUAUACCAUAGACGGUAAGGUUGUUACAUGUAAGGAGAAGAUUGAACAUCUUGAUGAAGAGAACAAGUCAUUGACAUUCAAUUUCUUUGAAGGGGAUAUCGAUCAACAUUACAAGAUCUUUAAGCUCAACCUACAAGUGAUUGACAAGAGCGGUGGGGGUUCAACUGUUAAAUGGACUAUUGAAUAUGAGAAGAUCAAUGAUAAUGUUGAACCUCCUUAUGGCUACUUGGACCACUUAACCAAGCUUACUAAAGACUCUGAUGAUCAUCUUCUCGGAGCAUAGUUUCGUACGUUAUAAGAAAAAAAUAAUGGGACUGGCUUGGAUGCUGAAUAGUCGGUGUCACUAUGAUAUGAAUAAGAAGGAUGCAUGUUUGUUAUGUUUGUUUCUUCAUCGAUGAAUGUCUUUAAAUUUAGUGAACUUAAUUGGACAUGUAUGUUAUCUAUAGUUGUGUGUAUUGAACUAUAUGUAUGUUGAAGUUUCACUGCAAUAAAAAUAAAAAUAAAAUAUUUACGUUUGAUCUUA
Gastrolobium bilobum is the source of this 761-nucleotide messenger RNA. Its product is annotated as MLP-like protein 43. The record is from RefSeq and is a predicted model, not a curated record. NCBI's taxonomy places the organism in Eukaryota, Viridiplantae, Streptophyta, Magnoliopsida, Fabales, Fabaceae. The coding region runs from base 63 to 521 and encodes 152 amino acids. The transcript is spliced from 2 exons. Gene Ontology annotation, molecular function: abscisic acid binding; protein phosphatase inhibitor activity; signaling receptor activity. Gene Ontology annotation, biological process: abscisic acid-activated signaling pathway; defense response.